AGGUAUCAUCUAGCAGCAAACCAUGGGCAAUUUCAAAGGGCACGCCCUCCCUGGAAGCUUCUUCCUUCUUUUUGGCUUAUGGUGGUCAGUGAAGUAUCCACUGAAGUAUGCAUGUCGAAAAAACAAGAACGCUUGCUAUCUUGGUUCAAGGGCAGGAUUUCAGCGCCUGGAGUUUGUUGAGGGGAUCAUCAAAGCUGUCUUUGCCUUGAUUGGAAUGGUGGCUGAGCAGUUUGUUCCUGAUGGACCUCAUCUGAAGUUGUAUAAUUAUGAGGAAAAGCACUGGGAUCACUUGAUGAACUGGCAACAUGCCACCAUGUACCUCUUCUACGGUAUUUCAGGGUUGGUUGACAUUGUGGCUCACGGGACCAACGCGUUGCCAGUGGCCAUGGACAGGAUGAUGCUUUCCUUAGCAGUGUUUAUUGAAGGUUUUCUCUUUUGCUACCACCUUCAUGGGAGAGCCAUGCUGGAUGUUCAUGUUCAUCAGCUAUUGCUAUUUGCUAUCUUUGGAGCUGCUGUUUGCAUAUUUCUGGAAGUUUUCUUUCGUGGCAGUAUUGUGCUAGAGAUGCUCCGUACAAGUCUCUGCAUGUUACAAGGCAGCUGGUUCUGGCAGAUUGGCUUUGUACUUUAUCCUCCAAAUGGGAGCCCAGAGUGGAAUCAGACGGAUCAUACUAAUAUGAUGUUCCUGACCAUGUGCUAUUGCUGGCAUUAUGCCUUUGCUUUUCUUAUACUUGCAGUGAAUUACACAAUUGUCAGCUGGGUGGUUCGUUCAAAGGUUAAACGGUCCCAGUCCAUGGAAAUGGGAUUACUGAAAACAUGUGAACGAGAUCAGGAGUCAGAAGAUGAAAUUUAGUAUGAAUAUGGCUUGACUAGUUUACCUGCUCUGCCAUUAGGCUAAUUGAUACCUCAUUUCUACAUUUGUUUGCCAUCUUAUUCUUUACUAAAACUUGCUAUGCAAAUAUCAUCCCCCAAGUGCUGUCUACAUCUACACAGUUACGUCUUUAUUGUGGAGGGUAAGCUUGGUAUCGAUUUGUAGUGGUUGCACUAGUACCUUGCUUAUCACAUGCUUCAAAGAAAAACAGACUAAUAUUAGACAGACUUGGAUGGGAUGAAGUGGCAUGAUGAAGUUUGCAUGCUUGCCUCAUCAAAAGUUAAGCAAAAUGUU
This is a messenger RNA of Pterocles gutturalis (yellow-throated sandgrouse), 1162 nucleotides long. It is a transcript of the gene TMEM45A, whose product is annotated as transmembrane protein 45A. The record is from RefSeq and is a predicted model, not a curated record. The coding region runs from base 23 to 850 and encodes 275 amino acids. The transcript is spliced from 5 exons. Lineage: Eukaryota; Metazoa; Chordata; Aves; Pterocliformes; Pteroclidae.